Stegodyphus dumicola is the source of this 2257-nucleotide messenger RNA. RefSeq names its product endothelial cell-selective adhesion molecule-like. Lineage: Eukaryota; Metazoa; Arthropoda; Arachnida; Araneae; Eresidae. The record is from RefSeq and is a predicted model, not a curated record.
UUUAAACAUUUAGCAUUCAGAUUUUGAACAUUUUAAAAAUUUGCGAAAUGGUAUGUAAAUAAUACGGAUAUCCAAACUUCCGGAUAGCUGAAAUUCUAAUAUUUAACAUUUUGCAAUCCUUUUUAUGAAUGUGUAAAGCGAUAUUGCAUUGUUAUGGAUGGCGGAUACCAUAUGGUUAGCAAUAUCUGCUGCGGGGUAUGUAAAAUAAAAACAUACUACUUCUAAUAUAAAAAAUAUGCUUACUAAUGACAGUUUUAUUUCUGGCAGCUUUCCAAGUCCGGAAGUAAUAUUGUUUACCUGAGAAAUGUCGCUCUGGAUUCUGCUGGGACGUACAAAUGUCAAGUUUCGACAGAUGCCCCCACGUACAGCUGUGUACAAGCUGUGAAAGAAAUGAAUGUUGUCAUUUUACCAAUGGAUGGUCCUACGAUAUCUGGAGGAGAAGGUAGUUACGACUUUGGUGACAAUGUGACCCUGAACUGCACUUCUGCCAAAUCCAAGCCUGCUGCUAAGCUCAGCUGGCUUGUUAAUGGACAACUUGUGGAUGACAGUGAGACUAUUGACCAUGGCGUAACUGUUUACGGUGACAAUUUAGAGGUUACUUCAAAAACUUUGCAAUUACCGGUGACAGAGACUCUUUUGAGUAAAGGCAAAGUUGCCAUAAAAUGUGAAGCAUCUUUCUACGGUAGAGUAGCCAUGAUCAGUCGAGACAUCACUAUAAUAGAAAUCGACGGAGCUUCAAGUUAUACAUUUAGGAGCACAAUUUUGCUCAUAUCUAUAUUUAUAACACUAUGGCCAGGUUUCAGGUGAGUUGGAUUAUUCUUAAUACUGGAAUCAUAUUUUAUAUCAUGAGUCAUCCAAGGACUGAGGAUAUAUCGUCUUUCAUAGACUAAGGAUCCUCAUUGCCCUAUCCUCAACUGGUUUUUCGAGACUUCAACGUUAUGUGUUUACGUGUAAUUUGUCUACAGAAAACUUUACGUCGAUGUCCUAAUUAUAAAAGAUGUUCGUAUAUCUCAUUGUGACUUAUACCAAGGCUAUGCCGAGAAGGUGCUUCGCAGACAUCAUAAUACCAGACAUUUGACUAAUAUCGCGCCUCAUUCAAAAUACAAGAUGAAUCGUUGUGAAAUCUGAUUAUUGUAUCUUUUUGUAUGCAACAUUUUCCCUAUUGCAUCUUCUUAAGAAAAUGAACUUCAUGAAUAAUAAGGUUCAGAAUUCUUGAACCAUAUAUAAACCUAAAAUGCAUCAUUUAAGCUAUUGACUGAGUUUUCCAUAUUGAAAAGAUACACAUUUCUCAUAACAAAAUUUUAAAAUUCAUGUGUAAUGUAAUAUGUUCUCUGUGUAUUAUAAUAAUUUUCUAAUUCAUGUGUAAUAUAAUAUCUUCUAUGAGUUUGUUGAUAAACAUUGAAGCAACAUAUACGUACAUGUACGUAUAUAUGUAAUAUUUCCGACUUAUAAGUAUACUAAAAAUCUUGUACUUGAAGUUUAUAUGUAUAUAUAUUUUUCCUAACAAAGAAAUAAGAUACAACUGCAUUACCGUCUAAUAACUCCUUGAAUGGAUAUGAGAAAUUCACGUUUUUAAGAAUUUAAAUUUAUUAAAAGCUUCUAAAUACUUUAAAUGCAUAAGGUGUCAAUCGCCUAGGAUCUAGGAUGAUCUUGGUAGAUCAGCCGUUCUAUAUGAUUUUGAACUUCUGUGAAGGGGGUCGUCUUAGAGAUGUGAGCCAGUAUUUGUCUAUGUUCUGAGAAAUACUAAAUAUUUGCACAGAUGGCCAUCUUAAAAAGGUAAUAACUAAGACAGGAUUCAGUUUAUUUGUAUUACAUAUUUUUUUUACCAAGGCUAUCUCUUAGCAUAAAUUGAUCUUCUGUUAUACAGUGCAAAACUUAAAGUUAUUGCAUUAUCUUAAAAGUUAAGAUUAUUUUUCACUUUUGUAUAAUAGUUCCUAGUUCUAUUUACGUUACGUUUUUAGACCCUGAUAUUUGUUUCUGUUUUAAUUAUAAUAUACAUUGUGUUCGUAAGAUAUAGCAUAAUUUUUCAUGUAUAGUUUCUUAUGCAGUAUAAUAUGAAUUAACAAUAAUUUAUUUUACUUUUGUUGUGCAAGUAAGUAAACCUAACAUUUCUUGUUAAAAACUUUUCUUAGACUUCUAAAAUCAUUAAUAAACGUAGAAAAAGAGAAAUUGUUUACAUUGUUAUGUUUAUAUAUAUUUUCAAUAUUUUUACUUCAAUUUCUUUUGUUUUGGAUUAGAAUAAUCUAAUUGUUUGUAA